AUGAAAACUAAAGAUCGUAAACAGAAUGAUUCCUCCGCCUUUACGCACCAUCUUGCGCAUCUUUCAGCUCAAACUCAGCAAUACCAAUCACCCGGCUUUCUUCAAAGGCAGCACCUUCAACUUCGGGAAGACUUGCCUCAACAUCCCCACGUGACGGUCACUUGCAAACUCUUCUACACUGUUGUCUUGCGCCGCCCUGACGAGGCUUUUGCCUCACUUGGGGCCAGACUAUUGCCGCCAAUAUAUCCCAGGCAGAUUCUGUCUCGUCAGCAGAGGUAUCGGAUUGAGGCACUUAGUAACCAGACCAAGCCUCGUGUACCAGGAUAUUUGGCAGCUGAUCGAGGUAUCCUUGAGAGAAAAGUCUCCUUGGACGGCCUUACCCAGUCGUUUGGUCUGGAUAAAGCAGAUAAAAGUCUACAUAAUGUUCAUGGAACCAGACAAAUAGAUGGUAAUUGGCUCAAGAGACUCAAACACCCAAUUAUCUGUCAUGCAUAA
Messenger RNA from Protopolystoma xenopodis, 495 nucleotides. The record is from the annotation of a GenBank genome assembly. Lineage: Eukaryota; Metazoa; Platyhelminthes; Monogenea; Polystomatidea; Polystomatidae.